AUGUUGAAAGAGAUGCAAGAUGCUCAUGAUGAGAUGGAAGAAGUGCAAGAAAUUUUGAACCUCCAAAGUGGAAAGAGACAUUUACCCCUGGGAUCUCAGGCCUCUAUGCUGAAUUCCAAGAGAGUGAAAUGCCCCUUGGAUCUAAUGUUCUUUAAGGAUCCAGAGAUAACUAUGAGGUUGGCAAAAGACAAGAGGCAAACAAGCAUAAAUGAUUCUUGUGACAAAGAAGCUAGAGCAAGAACCAUUCAAUACAUAGAAUGGUUUCUUUAUUCAAAUGGGAUUGCUUUUAAUGUUGUCAAAUUAAAAAGCUUCAAAUUGAUGGUGGAAGCUCUUGGAAAUUAUGGACCUCACCUAAAGCCUCCUAGCUAUCAUGAGUGUAGGGUUCCACUCCUUAAAAAAGAGUUGGAAUACACAAAGGCAUUGUUGAAGAACCAUGAGGAAGAGCGUGUUUUGCACGGAUGUUCCAUUAUGUCGGAUGCUUGGACGGAUAGGAAGAAUAGAACGUUCAUAAAUUUCUUGGUGAAUUGUCCAAAAGGAUCAUUGUUUGUCAAGAGCGUUGAUGGCUCUUCAUUCAUGAAGACGGGGGAGAAAUUGUUUGAGCUCUUUGAUAGCUUUGUCACGGAGAUUGGAGAAAACAAUGUGGUGCAAGUGAUCACGUACAAUGGGAGCAACUAUAAGUUGGCCGGGAAACUUUUAGAGAUAAGAAGGAAGCAUUUGUUUUGGACUCCUUGUGCUGUCCAUUGCAUAGACUUGAUGCUAGAGGACAUUGGGAAGCUUACCAAAGUUCACAAAGCAAUAGAGAGAGGCAUCAGCCUUGUUGGUUUCAUAUACAACCACACAUUGGCUUUGAACACAAUGAGGUUGUUCACAAAGAAGAUGGAGAUGAUUAGGCAUGGGGUUACACGGUUUGCUACGUCAUUCCUUACUUUGCAGAGAUUGCAUACUCAGAAAGAUAACCUAGAAAAAAUGUUUCGUUCAGAUGAAUGGUUGAAAACAAAUGUAGCUAAAGACCGCAAGGGGAAGAAGGUGGCUUCCAUUGUUUUCAUGUCUUCAUUUUGGAAUGAUGUUCUCUACACACUUAAGGUUAUGGGGCCUCUUGUCCGUGUGCUAAGACAUGUUUAUCAUGAGAAAAAGCCCGCAAUGGGUUACAUUUAUGAGGAUAUGGAUAGAGCAAAUAAGGCAAUUAAAGCUUCUUUCAAUGACAAGGAAGAAAAGUACAAAGAAGUCUUUGAAAUCAUUGAUAGAAGAUGGGAGUGUCAACUCCACCAUCCUUUGCAUGCGGCUGGUCACUUCUUGAACCCCGGCAUUUUCUACAAAAAUCCAGCAGCAAUUGAGAUGGAUGCUGAGGUGAUGAGUGGACUUUAUGUUUGCAUAGUCCGCUAA
This is a messenger RNA of Lotus japonicus, 1383 nucleotides long. RefSeq lists its product as uncharacterized. NCBI's taxonomy places the organism in Eukaryota, Viridiplantae, Streptophyta, Magnoliopsida, Fabales, Fabaceae. Bases 1 to 1383 code for a protein of 460 amino acids. The transcript is spliced from 2 exons. The record is from RefSeq and is a predicted model, not a curated record.